Cylicocyclus nassatus is the source of this 599-nucleotide messenger RNA. Lineage: Eukaryota; Metazoa; Nematoda; Chromadorea; Rhabditida; Strongylidae. The record is from the annotation of a GenBank genome assembly.
AUGAAUAUGGAGAAACGUCUUGGCGGAAGCCCAUCCACGAAAGAGGGACGGCAAUUACUAGAAAGUCGUUCUCCUCUGAAUUUCGCUGACAAAGUUACGAAACCAAUUUUGAUUAUGCAAGGAGCAAAUGAUCCCCGAGUAAAGCAACAAGAGUCAGACCAAUUUGUAAACGAGCUGAAAAAGCAUAAUAUACCUGUAACUUACGUGCUCUAUCCGGAUGAAGGCCACGGCUUUCGCAAAGAGAGAAAUGUUUUGGCGCAGUAUGGAUUUAUCGAAGAAUUUCUACAUAGUUGCCUUGGUGGAGCAUAUGAACCUUACAAUCCGGGACAGUAUGGCUCUUCAGCUAUAGUAAAAUCUAGAGGCUUCGUCUUUUCGAACCCACAUCUCAACACAGCUCCCUUCACUAGAGCAGCGGAUCCAUCCUUCAUGCCGCCGGCAAAUAACUUAAAUCAACCCUUCAUACACUUUUUCUUUCGUAUAAUAUGAGAGGUGCAACUCAGUGCCACACUUCCAAAAUUACACUGCCUUGCUAGUUCGUUAGCAUUGUUUCUAUGAGGUGUAUGCGGUGCGCUGUAAAUUAAAAGACAAUAAAGCAUGAU